Molecule: messenger RNA, 693 nt
Organism: Aspergillus homomorphus CBS 101889
Lineage: Eukaryota; Fungi; Ascomycota; Eurotiomycetes; Eurotiales; Aspergillaceae
Exons: 3
Coding region: 1-693 (230 amino acids)
Molecular function (GO): acyltransferase activity, transferring groups other than amino-acyl groups
Source: RefSeq, a predicted model, not a curated record
AUGAGGAACACUUGCCCAGCUGCAGGCCGGUACUAUGUAUCGACUGCAUAUCGGACCUGUACGGACAGGCGUAUCGGAUUUGUACCGGCAUUGUCAAGCUGGUAUUUACAAUACCGGACGUGCUACUACCCUAGAAACCAGCAAGACGAGUUAGUUGAAGACAUCACUAUCAUCCGGGGAACAUUGGACGCCGUGCCCGCAGUCUCCGACCUUCUAGAUACCGCAGUGCAAUGGCUAGUAUCCCACAACAGAGCGGGACAGUGGGGGACAGCGCCGUUCUCCGAGAAUUCAGAUCGCGCCGAGCAGUUCCGGGAAUUUGCAACUACUGGCCAUGGUCUUUGGCUUGCUGUCAAGGGUACGGAUACCAUGCCCGGAGAAGCUCCGAUGGACAUCGUGGGGGCACUUGCGCUUGGAGAUAGGUCGCCCUAUGUGGCCCCUGUAUCUGAGCCGGAGCUUUACGUGCGAUUACUAGUUACGGAUCGACAAUACGCUGGCAAUCAGAUUGGCAGACGCCUCUUGGACCAUGCCCGUGAUCUUGCCCGCAAGGCUAGAGUCUCAUUGCUGCGAGUAGAUUGCUAUGCAGGUGGCGACGGCAAGUUGGUCCGAUACUAUGAGUCCCAGGGGUUUCAGAAAUUUGAGGGUUUGAACAGGAAACACGAAUGGCCUUAUCAGAAGUGCUUGUUCAACGGUUAG